Taeniopygia guttata (zebra finch) is the source of this 2984-nucleotide messenger RNA. The record is from RefSeq and is a predicted model, not a curated record. NCBI's taxonomy places the organism in Eukaryota, Metazoa, Chordata, Aves, Passeriformes, Estrildidae.
GAGGCGAACCGGGGAAUGACCGUCGCGGCGGAGCCGCCAGAGCGGGGUGAUUCGGCCGCCCCGCCAGCGGGGCUCGGUGCGGCGGGAGGAGCGGGGAGAGCGGCGGGAUGGCGCCCUGAGGGACUACAUCUCCCAGGGGCGCUUGCGCUGGCGCGGCCCCUGGCGCGGCGCGCCCGGCGCGGGGCACGCUGGGAAGGGGGCUCCAAAAUGGACAACCACAGGGAUGCACCAGGGAAGGCGAGCCGGUGGUUCGGCGUGUCGCAGUCCAAGUCGGCCAAGACGAGCGUGAACAUCCUGCAGCAGGAGGAGCUGAUCGCCCAGAAGAAGCGGGAGAUCGAGGCGCGGCUGGAGCAGCAGGCGCGGCAGAAUUCCCUCAGCAUCCCGCAGCUCCCGCUGCUCGGAGACGACGAUGGCUCUGAGAGCGAGGCCUCCGUGUCCAACAAGUUUGUGAACGAUGGGAGCUUCCUGCAGCAGUUCCUGAAGCUCCAGAGGGAAAAAUCCAAUGCUGAAAAUGCACCAAAUCCCCCCAACAGCACCGGGAGUGCCCCAACCCCGCAGCCCGGGAAGAAGCCGGCGCUGCUGGGGAAGCGGCCGGGGCAGGCGCUGAGCCGCAUGCUGCAGGCACGGAGCCUCUCCCUGCCCAAGCCCAGCCCCGUCCUCAGCCGCCUCAGCGUCUUCCAGGGCCCCGACGAGGAUGAGGAGGAGGAUUACGAGCAGUGGUUGGAGAUCAAAGUUUUGCCCCCAGAGGACUCGGAGACGCGGCAGGUGGUGGAAAAGCUGGCCAGGUUCGUGGCUGAGGGCGGCCCCGAGCUGGAGAAGGUCGCCAUGGAGGACUACAAGGACAACCCUGCUUUUUCGUUUUUGCAUGAUAAGAACAGCAGAGAAUUCCUUUACUACAGGAAGAAAGUGGCAGAAAUAAGGAAAGAAAAUCAAAAUUCCCAGGCAGCCUCUUCCCAGAAAGUUUCCCCCCCAGCCGACCAGGAGACGCGCAACUCGGCCGAGAAGCUGGCGCAGUUCGUGGCUGCAGGGGGGCCCGAGGUGGAGGCCAUUGCCCUGCAGAACAACAGGGAGAACCCUGCCUUCAGGUUCCUGUACGAGCCCCACAGCAAAGGGCACCGCUACUACCGCCAGAAGCUGGAGGAGUUCCGCAGGGCCCGGGCUGCCCCUGGGAAUCCCCCUUUUUCCGGGAAUCCCCCUUUUUCCGGGAAUCCCCCUUUUUCCGGGAAUCCCCCCUUUCCCGGGAAUCCCCCUUUUCCUGGGGGCUCCCCUUUUCCCGGAGACUCCGGCCUCAAACGGAAAAGCAGUCCCGAGGCUUCUCCCUCCCCUCUGUGCUUCCCGCCUCUCCCCGUUCCCGUUCCCUCCCCUCUCCCCAUCCCCAUCCCGGUCCCGCCGCCUCUGCCUCUCCCCGUUCCCUCUCCCGUUCUUCCCGCCGCUCUUCCCGUUCCCUCGGCCUCUCCUGCCCCGUCCUCGUCCUCCACCUCCCCUCCGGAUCAGCUGGCCCCGAAUUCUGCCCCAAUCCCAAACCCAGCCACGACCCCAAAUCCAUCCGUGACCCCAAAUCCCGGCCCCAUCCCGAGUCCCGCUCCGGGCAGCACCAAAAAGAAGAGGAAGAGCCGGUGGGGGCCGGAGGAGGAGAAGGUGGAAUUGCCUCUCCCCCAGCUGGUGCAGCAGCUGGAUUCUCCCUCUCCCCUCUCAGUUCAGGACCUGAAGGGUCUGGGAUACGAGAAGGGCAAACCCGUGGGUCUGGUGGGAGUCACGGAGCUCUCGGAGGCCCAGAAGAAGCAGCUGAAGGAGCAGCAGGAGAUGCAGCAGAUGUACGACAUGAUCAUGAAGCACAAGCGGGCGAUGCAGGAGAUGCAGCUGCUGUGGGAGCGCGCGCUGCAGCAGCACCAGCACGGCUACGACAGCGACGAGGAGGUGGACAGCGAGCUGGGCACCUGGGAGCACCGCCUGCGCCGCAUGGAGAUGGACAAAACACGGGAGUGGGCGGAGCAGCUGACCCAGAUGGGCCGAGGGAAACAUUUCAUCGGGGAUUUCCUCCCACCCGACGAGCUGGAAAAGUUCAUGGAGACCUUCAAGGCACUCAAGGAGGGCCGGGAGCCGGAUUAUUCCGAGUACAAGGAAUUCAAGCUGACGGUGGAAAACAUCGGAUACCAAAUGCUGAUGAAAAUGGGAUGGAAGGAAGGAGAGGGAUUGGGAUCUGAUGGACAGGGAAUUAAAAAUCCUGUCAGCAAGGGCACCACGACCAUGGACGGGGCGGGAUUCGGGAUCGAGCGCCCGGCGGAGCUGACCAAGGAGGAUGAUGAGUACGAGGCCUUCCGCAAGCGCAUGAUGCUGGCGUACCGCUUCCGGCCCAACCCCCUGAACAACCCACGGCGACCUUACUACUGAGGAGGGCUUUUCCCAACAGAUUUCCUGGGAAUUCUUAUCCCAAACUUCAUCAUCCAUCUCUUUUCUCCCAAUAUUAUCCAGCUUUUUUUUGGAAUCACAACUCCUCCUUCCCCCAUGGUGGGGAGGGUUUGGAGCAGCCCCAAAAAUCCCCAGGGGCCUCCAAUUCCAAGGAGUUUGGGAUUUUUGGGAAUGGCAGCUCUUGUGCUGCUCCAGGAGUGGGGGGGGGAUUUUGUUCCUUGAUUUUAUCUGGGAACCCCAAAUCCAAGGGAUUUUGGGGAAUUUGGGGAACCAGUGCCUCCAGUUUUGCCUCUGGACGGGUGGAUCUGGCCCGGAUCCAUUCGGAAUUCCAGGAUUUGAUGGAUCCAGGGGGGAUUUAUUCCCUUCCCAGGGAUUUUGCCAACACCUUCUGUGCUUUGGGAUGACGAAGACCCAAAAUUCCAAAGCCGCACUUUGGAAAAAUCCAACAGAAUUCCAGCACCACGCUUUGGAAAAAUACAGUUGGAUUUUGUUGUCCUAAAACGGAAAAAAAAAAAAACUCUGGAAACACAAAUUUUCUUCACUGAGUCUGUAAAUAAAAUUAAACUUGUUUGUUC